Molecule: messenger RNA, 1803 nt
Organism: Plasmodium malariae
Lineage: Eukaryota; Apicomplexa; Aconoidasida; Haemosporida; Plasmodiidae
Product: conserved Plasmodium protein, unknown function
Exons: 1
Coding region: 1-1803 (600 amino acids)
Molecular function (GO): protein binding
Source: RefSeq, a predicted model, not a curated record
AUGUCGGACAUAUCUGAUUUUUCGGGUAAUGAUGAAUUUUCGGAUGGUGAAAAGCAAAGAAAAUUAUUCAACAGAAAAUCAAGGAAUUCAACUCUCCAAAAAAAAAAUACUACAGAUAAAGCAGAGUCUUUAAGUAAAAUGAGUAGUGCGAAAAGUUCUGAUAAUAUCCAAGAAGAAAAUAGAAAAACAUCUAUACAAAAAUCAGAAACUCUCAAAUCGACGAAGAGUUUAAACACUAAAAGGGGCUCUCAAGAUGAGCAUAUAUUAAAUUCAAAUGACUCCAAAUCAUUUAAAAAUCAAUAUAGUGCUUCUAAACUGAAAGAUGAGGGAAAAUCCAAUACCAAUCCCAAUGCCCGAGUAGCAGAUUGUGUUAUGUCUCCACCAGAGUUUUUUUUGUCUCAUAUUUAUCAUGAUAAUAAAGUGUUUACAAAAAAGUACGGUCACUCAAUAGUAGAAUAUGAGAAUGAGUUCUUUAUUUAUGGUGGAAUAAAUUCGCAUAAUGAAUAUUUGGACGAAUUCUUAAUUUUUACAUAUGGUCCUAAUACAUUUACUUCUAAAAAGUUGAGUGUAAAUCCUGGAAAAAGAGCAUAUUCAUCCAUGACACUAACAUAUAAUGCUAAUUAUAAUCCAUCUUUAUUAGUGUUUGGAGGAUUAUGUGGACCUAACAUAGUAGCAAAGGACUGUUAUAUGUAUGACUUUUCGGAAGAUGCAUGGUCGAAAUAUUCUUACAGAUUAGAUUCCAUUCCAGGAUCACGAUUUGGACAUGCAUAUACGUUCUGCCCUAGUACUUAUACAACAAUUAUUUGGGGAGGACUAAAUAGAAAUAAUGAAUUAUUAAAAACUGGGUAUAAAUUUGUUGGAGGAGAAUGGUCAGAAAUUAAGCAUAAAGGUAUAAGUCCUUCAGGAAGAGUUUUUUCUUCUCUUGUUUGGUUAGAUAGAACAACGAAAGAUAAUAUCAGUUAUAGUCUUCUUUAUUUAUUUGGUGGAGAUUUAAAUAGUAAAGGAUCUCCAACAGAUGAAUUAUGGGUAUAUAAUAUCAAAAAUGAAAAUUGGACAUUAGUCAAAAACUCAUCUGGGGAAGCACCUUGUGCAAGAUGGAAACAUGGAGCUGUUAUUAUCGAUAAAAAUAUGUGGAUAUCUGGUGGCUUGUGUUCUGGUUGGUUUUCUAAUUAUAGUAUUCCUGAUUUAUAUGUAUAUGAUAUUCCAUCUAAUUGUUGGUUUAAUUGUCAGAUAGCAUCUAAACAGAUACAUAACUGUUAUGAUUAUGGUACCUUAAAUUUACAUUCUCAAACGAAAGCUUUUUUUCUAUUUGGUGGGAAAAAUGCUAAUAAUGAUCCCACCUCUAAUGUGUGUAGAUUUGCACCUCUAUGCACAAGUGUGUCUAUUAUGACUAUGAGAAACGAAAUAAAGAGAUUUUCUAAUUAUGUCCUUGAAGUUAAGAAAGAAUCAGAAGAAACUGCAAAUAAUGUAUCAGAAAUGCAAAAAAUUAUCCAUACAUACAGUCUAGACAUAAAAGAUUUUAAAAUUUUAUUUGAGGCCCUAACAAGAAGUAUACAAAUGCUUAAUGUACAUAUAGAAAAUAUUGACAGGGAAGUAUCACUUUUAAAAAAAAAAAAUUCAGGAAAUGAUGAAAAAAAAGAGAAUAAUGAGAAUAAUGAGAAUGAUGAGAAUAAUAGGAGUAAUGGGAAUAACGAGAAAAAUGACCCUAAGGAUAUAGCUCCAACAAAUGUCGACAAUACAACAAAAAAGGAAAGCACUGAAUGUGAGGUUAACAAAGCGGGAGAAGACAAAACUCAAGAAUAG